Messenger RNA from Moesziomyces aphidis, 1620 nucleotides. Lineage: Eukaryota; Fungi; Basidiomycota; Ustilaginomycetes; Ustilaginales; Ustilaginaceae. The record is from the annotation of a GenBank genome assembly.
AUGUCGUCGAACGAAGCAGCGCCCGCAGUAGCGGCAGCGGACACGGAGCGACCGCUCACGAACAAGGAGAAGCGCCAGCUGGCGGUGGCGCAGAAGCGUGCUGCCAAGGAACAGGCGUUGGCGAGCAAGACGGAUUCGCCCGCCAAGCGCAAAGCGCCCGACGCCGGCGCAGAGGGCGCAGAAGGUGCGCAGGCAGAGCAAGGUGCAGAGGGCGACGAGGAGGUAGAGGUGCUGUCGCACAAGGAGCAGCGUCGACGCAAGAAGCUCGCCAAGCAAGCGGAUGGUGAGGGUGAGGAGGCGGCGGGGCCGAAUUCGCUCAUGCACCCGACGCGGGCGCAGGGCUCGUCGGCAGCCGCACAGCCCCGCAGCGGGUUCAGCAUCUGGGUGGGCAACCUGUCCUUCUUCACCGCACCUGCCAAGCUGGUGGACUGGUUCGAGCAGCGCGGUGUAGACGGCAUCUCGCGUGUCAACAUGCCCAAGGGCGCAAGAAGGGCCGAGAUGAACCGCGGAUUCUGCUACCUCGACCUGCCGUCCAAGGACGUGCUCACCGCCGCACUCAAUCUGUCCGAACAGCCGCUCGAUGGCAGGAAGCUGCUGAUCAAGGACGGGUCCGAUUACACGGGUAGGCCGGAUAUCAAUACGAGCGCGCUGGGUAUUGCGCGCAACCUCCCCAGCGCCACCACCUCGAUGCACACCGCAAAGGACGACGACGACGAGGAGAGGGAGGACAAGGAGGAGAGACAGGUCAAGGGGAAGACCGGGCUGACCAAGACCGCGCAGAAGAUCCUCAGGGCCCAGAAGAAUGCGCCGAGCAUGACGCUGUUCCUGGGCAAUCUGAGCUUCAAUACCACCGAGCAGGGGGUGAGGGAGCUGUUUGAUGCGUCGGCGCAGAGGCGCAACCCGCGCACCGCCAAGAACAAGAAGCAGAAGAAAGAACGGAAGCCCACGAAGGCCUCGUCUUCGUCUUCGUCUUCGUCCGAUUCCGAGUCGGACGAAUCGGACUCGGAUUCCGACUCGUCCGAGUCGUCUGACGCUGACUCUGACUCUGACUCCGAGUCGGGAGCGGCUGUCAAGGACGAGACGAAGGAGGGUGUGAAGAGCGGGUCUUCGGGCGACGUGGUUCCGUCGGCGGCGGGCAUCCGCAAGGUGCGACUGGGCACGUUUGAGGACGCGCCGACCAAGUGCAAGGGGUUCGGAUUCGUCGACUUCCACACGCUCGACCAGGCGACCGCCUCGCUCAUCGAUCCGCGCAACACGUUCCUCGACGGCCGUAAGCUGUUGCUUCAGUACGCCGGGGCGGAUGCGACGCGGCGUGGGGCGUCCAAGACCCAGAAGACACGCCUGGAUGCUCCGCGCGAGAACAAAAAGGUGGGCUUCAUGCGCAAGCGUCCGCGCGACCACGACGACUCUCAGCCCGAACAGCAACACGAGGCGCCUGCACCCGGAUCGUUCGAUCCAGACGCUCCACUGCCCAAGAAGCACAAGGAAACCCAACAAGAGCGAGCGGCCAGGAGGGCGGGCCCGCAGAGGAGGGCCAAACCGGGUGCGGCACUGGCCAACGCCCCGCGUGCCAGUGUGGGCAUUGUACAAAGCACAGGCACCAAGGUCACGUUUGACUAG